Messenger RNA from Panicum virgatum (switchgrass), 1376 nucleotides. Its product is annotated as protein SYS1 homolog. Gene Ontology annotation, biological process: protein localization to Golgi apparatus; Golgi to plasma membrane protein transport; Golgi to endosome transport. The record is from RefSeq and is a predicted model, not a curated record. NCBI's taxonomy places the organism in Eukaryota, Viridiplantae, Streptophyta, Magnoliopsida, Poales, Poaceae. Gene Ontology annotation, cellular component: Golgi membrane; trans-Golgi network. Bases 346 to 804 code for a protein of 152 amino acids. The transcript has 3 exons.
UGAUCCAGCUGAGACAGCAGUGCCGAGAGGGCAAUCAAAGAGAGAUCCGAGGACCGAGGCCCAGACAGACAACCCGAGGCCGCCAAGAGAGAUCCGCGCCCAACCACCGCCCGCCGCCGCCUACCUCCCUCCUUCCCUCCGGUGAGCGGGGCCGGAGACGGGGAGAGAAGAAGCUGCAUCCCUUCCUCCUUCCCUCCGGCGAGAAGAAUCCGGGGACGGGGAGCGAAGAAGCCGCAUCCCUUCAUCCUUCCCUCCGGCGAGAAGAAGCCGGGGGACGGGGGGCGAAGAAGCCACCUCCCUUCCUCCUUCCCUCCGGCUGAGCGGGUCCGGGGACGGGGAGCGAAGAUGUUCUACGGGGCGAUGGUGUGGGACCCGUGGCUGAUCGUGUCGCAGAUCGUGUGCCUGCAGUGCCUCUACUACCUGGCGCUCGGCCUCUUCAUGGCGCUCCUCGUCGGCACCCGCGUCCCGCGGCUCACCCUCCUCUACUUCUUCGACUUCGCCACGCUCACGCCGCGCACCCCCACCGGGUGGUGCGCCAUCGCCUCGUUCCUCCUCGCCGCGGUCGCAGGUGCUGGAUUCAUGCUUUAUGUGGUUGAGAGAGCCAAGAAGUGCCUGGACUUUGCAGCAACCCUCUACAUAAUCCAUCUCUUCAUUUGCAUUGUUUAUGGUGGUUGGCCAGCUUCAGUUACAUGGUGGGUUGUCAAUAUCACUGGUUUGGCAAUCAUGGCUCUCCUUGGUGAAUACCUAUGUAUUCGGCGGGAGUUGAAAGAAAUUCCAAUAUCACGGCUUCGUGCAAGUGUUUAACCUCACACGCUAAGAGUAUAGGUGGUUUGAAAUGGUGUUACCCAAGAGGUGGUUGUCAAUAUGUUUCUUUAGGAAUACAAAAACUUGCAAUGUUCUGCGGUUAGCAACUGAUACUCUUGAAAACUUGAAAAGAGUUUGCCCUUCUGACAUCCGAUCUCCCAGCAGGCCAUCAUAUAGAAACUGGUAGAGGCUUUUGAGUUCCCACCCAUGGAAGUGGCAGCUCAGUUUCUAAAUGGUACAUUCAGAUACUCUGGUAUGUCCGGACAGCGUUGCUCAAGUGAAGGAACAGGUGGAUGCUUGAUAAUUUGUUUGACUGGAUAUGAAAGUCUGGUAUUGGUUAGUGAGAUUCAUAACACAUGCAGGCCAACCUUUUUCUUUCUUUCUGUUUAGAUGUAUCUUGCAAAUAAUAUACCUAGUGUCUUCUGUUAAUUCAUAUAACAGAAGAGUUAUGCUCCUUUCUUUAUUUGUACUUUUUUUUUGGAAAGAUGGAUCUGUACAGUUGUGCUCUUGUGAGAAGAAAAGAAAAAUGAUGUAAAAACUAAAUCGGGUUUACGCUACUCGGCCCGCGACCA